Scylla paramamosain (green mud crab) is the source of this 1601-nucleotide messenger RNA. RefSeq lists its product as uncharacterized. The transcript has 9 exons. Gene Ontology annotation, cellular component: membrane. Gene Ontology annotation, biological process: sodium ion transport. Gene Ontology annotation, molecular function: sodium channel activity. The record is from RefSeq and is a predicted model, not a curated record. The coding region runs from base 1 to 972 and encodes 323 amino acids. Lineage: Eukaryota; Metazoa; Arthropoda; Malacostraca; Decapoda; Portunidae.
AUGCGGCAAGAAUACAACGUGAGCAAGUCCCUGGCGUCGUACAUCCUGCUGGCGGUGGGCGGGCCUGAGGUGGUGAGCAGCACCCUCAAGACGGACACACGCAUGGUCAGGGUGUUCCAGGACGAGCUGACGACCUUCCUGCAGGAGCGGAACCUCACCCUCAGCCAGAUGAUCACCCUGCUCUCCCCCACAUGCGAGGACGUGGUGGCAGGCUGCUACAACGACGUGGAAACCUUGCCAGGUGGCAGGAAGCUGUGUUGUGAGAAGAUGUUUCGCCCCAGCAUCACCACCCUGGGCCAGUGCUUCUCUACCCUGGGCGUGACGGGGAACACCUCCUACUACAAACAGACCACCGCGGGGCUCAUUGGUGGCACUCGCAUCAUUUUUUCUAUCAACCUGGACGAGUAUAUGGAGUACGACCCUAACGUUGUGUCGACGACCUCUGUGAACGAAGUCGGCAUCCACGUCUCCUUGUCCCAUUUCGACGUGACGCCCACAGUGGCCUCCAACAUGCACGCUGUUCGCAUUGCGCCUGACACAUCCGCCAACAUCGCCCUCUCCAUCACCAGGAUAGACCACCAGGAGCGCUACAUCAGGGACUGGCCUUGGAGCAGCCAGUACUCAGAGUGUGUGAUGGAGCACGAGUACCAGGACCUGACGGAGGCGAGGCAGAUGAACACAGAAAACAACUUUUACUUCGCCUUAAUGUAUCGUCACUGCCUUCUGCUGCAUGCUAACUGCUCUGCUAUCCCCAUGAGGCUGACGGACGACCAGACGGCCGAGUGCAUGCCAGACCAGGUUAUCCACCACCUCUUCAUCCACAACGAGGUGAAGGCGUGUGUCCUCGAGAACCUUCACCAGUAUGAGAACGCCACCAAUCGGCUUUGCUACACCACCUCCCUCACCAGGCAACUCAGCUACACAGACCUCAAGAAAGAUAGUCUGCUGGAGUUUCGUCAAUCGCCUAAGUAAGUAAGGUUUGCAUACUCGUGGUCAGAAGUCAUGUGGUUUUUUAUAUUCAUUUUAAUUUUCCUUCUUUUUUUUUUGUCGUUUUCUUUCAGUGUUGUGUUUUCAGUUUAAUUUUCCAUGGUCAUUUUCUUUUUUUCUUUUUUUUUUUAUCAGUCUUUCGUCUUCAACAUUUCUUUUCACACUCACUUCUGAUGUUUUUUUUUUCCUUUUUUUUUUUUUUUUCAUCAGUCUUACCUAUUCAAUCUAAUUUUUCACACUCACUUCUAAUGUUUUUUUUCCUUUCUUUCUUGACUUUUUUCCCACCAGUCUUAUGUCCUCAGUCUAACUUUCCUCACUCACUUUUAUUAUUUCUCCUUUAUCUUUGCCUUUUUUUAUCAUCAGUCUAACUUCCAACACUUACUUCUUUAGUUUCUCUUUUAUCUUGCUUUAUUUUUCACCAAUCUUACGUCCUCGCCCAAACCAUCCACACUCGCUUUAUUUGAAAUACGCAGGAUCAUUGUAUUAUCACUAAACUAUAUGUUCUCUUACUUCUAUUUCCUUGUUCAUUUCCUCGUGCUGACAACCUCCAUACAAAACCAGACACGUGACAGGAUGACGUGCUCUGAAAUACUUUAAUCUUUCAUCAGGACAAA